Callithrix jacchus (white-tufted-ear marmoset) is the source of this 3554-nucleotide messenger RNA. The record is from RefSeq and is a predicted model, not a curated record. NCBI's taxonomy places the organism in Eukaryota, Metazoa, Chordata, Mammalia, Primates, Cebidae.
CUGCUCCGCGGUCGCCAUGGGAACCAGCUUCUCCGGAGCUGGGAACAGAUGCGCCUCCUUUGUCCCUUGCAGUCCCACCAGUGCUCAGCACCGGGGGACCUCCACCUCCAGGAGUCGUGACCUGUGCCCAGCCGCUGUGCCCUCCCCCUGCGCGGGACGGCGGUGGGGGGGGGGCUCCCACUACGAACCAUGGCCGAGUGGGCCAAGCCGGGGUGGAGCUGCACUUCUUGGGGCUGGGGUGGCCGCCUGCCCCCGUGAAUGGGGCUGACAGGGCGCCUGGGGUCCCUCCCGAGCCCGAUGCAUGGCCUGCGUGUCUCCAUUCGGAGAAGUGUUUGCCCUUCUCGGUGCGGAGCUCCGGGGCCUGGCGCUGCCUUGCCGGACCGGCCACACCGGCUGUGUGCCCGGGGCCGCCUCCCCUGCCGGGGGGAUGGGACAUGGAGGUCCAGACAGAGCCCCCCGGACUCGCCGGGCGGAGCCAAGGCGGGUGGAGGCGGCCUCUCCAUGAGUCACUGCCCCCGGUGUGGGCUCCUGCUCCCGAGACCCGGCUGGUUUGCAGUGGCUCCUGCAGGAGAAGUAGGCCUAGCUGGAGCUGACCGGGCCUCGUCCCCACAGGGCCGUCCUUCCCAGCUCAGAAUGCAGCCCACAGCCACCAUGGCCACAGCCGCUGCCACCACCACCUCUGCCACGGUAGCCCUGACAACGUCGUGGGACAACAGCACUGGACGCCCCACGGCAGAGGCAGACCCUGUCCUGGACAACUACGUGCUUCUGGUGGUGGUGAUGUCGCUGUUUGUGGGGGGCACGCUGGUGGUGCUGUCCGGCGUCCUGCUUCUCUGCAAGCGCUGCUGGGACGUCCACCAGCGCCUCAACAGGGCCAUGGAGGAAGCAGAGAAGACCACCACCACCUACCUGGACAAUGGCACCCACCCGGCCCAAGACCCCUACUUCCGGGGGGAAGACCCCGAGGGCCAGGAUGCGGAGACCGAGCGCUUCCUGUCCACCAGCUCCACGGGCCGCCGGGUCUCCUUCAAUGAGGCAGCACUGUUCGAGCAGAGCCGCAAGGCACAGGACAAGGGCCGCCGGUAUACGCUGACGGAAGGGGACUUCCACCACCUGAAGAAUGCCCGACUCACCCACCUGCAUCUGCCGCCCCUGAAGAUCGUCACCAUCCAUGAGUGUGACUCUGGAGAGGCCAGCUCAGCCGCCACGCCCCACCCAGCCACCUCUCCCAAAGCCACCCUGGCCAUUUUCCAGUUGGAUGCGGAUACCAGGAGCACCAAGGCUGGAGGGCCUGGGGCUGCAGCAGGGCCUGGGGAGGCAGGCCCAGGCUCUGGGGCGGGCACCGUGCUGCAGUUCUUCACCCGCCUGCGCCGACAUGCCAGCCUAGACGGUGCCAGCCCCUACUUCAAGGUCAAGAAGUGGAAGCUGGAGCCCAGCCAUCGGGCGGCCAGUCUGGACACAAGAGGUUCCCCCAAACGGCAUCACUUCCAGCGGCAGCGGGCAGCCAGUGACAGCAUGGAGCAGGAGGAGGCGGGCGCCCCCCACGCGGACCUCAUCCAGUACAUCGCCCGGGCUGGUGACACUGUGGCCUUCCCGCCCCCCCGCCCCUUUCUGGCCAGCCCCACCAGCCCGCCCCCUGCUCUCGGCAGGUAUUUUUCAGUAGAUAGAGGUGCUAGGGGUGGACCUGUGGGCCCUUGCCCCGAUUUGCCCCUCCCAGGCGGCCCAGGGAGCGCUCUCCAGACCCCGUGGACCUGGCCUCACCCGCCUCCAGCGGCAAGGCCCCUCCCAGAGGCCGACUCACUGGGGCCACCUCUCCAGCAUGGACCAGAGGAGGGAAGCGGGGAAGAGACUGGGCUAGAGGCGGCCGAGGCGGCGGUUGGAGCGAGCCCCGAGUCCCCCCCGGAGCGCGGCGCGGGCGGCGCGGGGCCUGAGCAGCCGCCGCCACCGGAGCUGGACGCCGAGCGCGACGCCGGCCCCGAGCAAGCCCAGACCAGCUACCGCGACCUGUGGAGCCUGCGCGCCUCGCUCGAGCUGCACGCGGCCGCCUCGGACCACAGCAGCAGCGGCAACGACCGCGACUCGGUGCGCAGCGGCGACAGCUCGGGCUCGGGCUCCGGGGGCGCGGCGCCCGCCUUCCCGCCGCCCUCCCCGCCCGCGCCCCGACCCAAGGACGGCGAGGCGCGCCGGCUGCUGCAGAUGGACAGCGGCUACGCCAGCAUCGAGGGCCGCGGCGCCGGCGACGACACCGAGCCGCCCGCCGCGCCCGCCCUGCCCCGCAGCCCCCGCGCCUGGCCUCGCCGUCCGCGCCGCGACUACAGCAUCGACGAGAAGACGGACGCGCUGUUCCACGAGUUCCUGCGCCACGACCCGCACUUCGACGACACGCCGGCCGCCGCGCGCCACCGCGCACGCGCGCACCCGCACGCCCGGAAGCAGUGGCAGCGCGGCCGGCAGCACAGCGACCCCGGCGCACGCGCGGCCCCGCCCCCCGCCCCGCCCGCCAGCGCGGCCCGCCCCGCGCGUGCGCCCCUGCGCCGCGGCGACAGCGUGGACGGCCCGCCCGACGGCCGCACCCUGGGCGGUGCCGGCGACGACCCCGCCAUUCCCGUCAUCGAGGAGGAGCCGGGGGGCGGGGGCUGCCCUGGGUCGGGCCUGUGCGUCGCGCCCCCCGGGGCGCUGCUGGACAAGCUGGCGGCCGGCCUUGACGAGAGACUCUUUCCGCCGCGCCUCGCCGAGCCCGCCGUGGCGCCUCCCGCCUUGGUCGCCGCCGCCCCCACGUCCCCCGACCACAGCCCGGCCUAAGUCCCGCGAACUGGGCCCAUCUCUCUGGCAGCUUCUCCGGCGCCGCGUGGGGCCUCGGCGACGGGAGAGAUGUGGGGGCGCGACGCCCAGAAGCGCAUGCGCUGGGACCGCGGGCUCUUCGCACACGCGCGGGGCGACGGAGUCUUGCGCGCAGCUCCAGGGCGCACGCGCAGGGCCCCGGCCGGUCUCGCGCCGUCGAAGUGCGCACGCGCACUGUUCUCUCUGGCGCUUGCCGGGCGGCGCGAGGCGCGGGGCGCGGAGACCCCGGCUGGGCGCGAAGGAAGGGGCGUGAGCGGCUCUCGGCUUCGGGCUCCCGAGGACCCCGUCCAUCUACCCUCAGUCCCGGACGGGGCGGCCACUCCAGGGACGCGCAGCCCACCGGGCCCGAUGGAGCCGCCGCGUGCGGGGCGCGUGUACGAGCUGGCCCGGGCUGGGGGCGAUGGCCGGGGGCGCCUGCGCCGUGACCGUUUACCUCACCGCGGCGUGUGCUGGCGGCAGCCCGCGCCCCCUCCGAGCAAUAACCGCGCCGCCGCCGGCCCUCGCGCGCCCCAGUCCCUGCCGCCCUCCGCAUGCGAACGGUGUCCGCCCCCCCCGUGUAGAGACGCGAACAGACCCACGCGGCCAGGCCACGCCCCCAGCUUUAUUUAUUGCCAAAUGUGGGCGGCGGCUCCUCGUGCCCCGCCGUGUCCGCACCGCCCACGAUGGCGCUGCCCGUGUUUUUUUUCCGUUGACGAUAAACGCUGACUGCGUGA